AAAGGAUACUGGGACCUGUAGUAUAAAGACAGCAUGUGGGGAAGGGAACAACCAGGUUGCUUAGCGACUGCGAUGCGUACCCUCUACAAAAGUGGAGGUUAUGCACACAGACGCCGUUCCGGCUAGAGGAAGUGCAUGAGCCGCACGAAACAACUCCCCCGCCUGUGACCUGUACCCUGUCUGAGAGACUGCAAUAAACAUACCUGCUUGUGAAAUUUCGGAAGACAGCAAACAGUUCACUUCCUUGUGCAGCCAGAGGAGGAGCCUUCUCAUUUCUUUUCACAUCAACCAGCCCCUUCUCAUACACCUCUAACAGACUCCUUCCUGUCCUGUCACAUACAAGGCUCAGUGCAGACUGCUAGCAAGUGAAGCCUGAAAUCCUUUCCAUGGCUACAGAUAGUAAUAGUGCCUAAGGAGCUCUCAGCAGUCAGUGUCAGACUGUCUGUGCUGCUCUUUGAUCCUGACAUGUAUUCACUGAGAAUAUUUCUCUGCCUUCCAUAUGAUGGUCCGUAGCAUCUAAGCAUUUACAAUGAAGAAGCCGAAGAGUUGUUUGUCAUGUCUUCAACGACAGAAAGUCACCUUGCUCCUAAUUGCUGUGUCCUUGCUUUGUAUAGUAAAGCUUUUGAAUUUUGACUUUAUAUUUUCUAGAACUCAAAGCUAUUUUGUGGAGCCAGAUAUUUUCUCCUAUUUUGUUACCAAAAACUUUGUACCAAAUGACCCAUCUAGCAUCAUCAACUGUACGGCCAUAUAUGACUUGGAACCCAUGGAGAUUGGAAAAAGUUUACAAAUUAGGAGAAGACGCAUAUAUGAUCUUGAAGAUUCAAAUGUUGUGACAAUGACAAAUAAUUGUGCAGCCUAUAAAAAUGUACGUCACUACCAGGAAAAGCCUAUUUCGCAGGAAGAGAGAGACUUUCCCAUAGCCUAUUCGUUAGUUGUACAUAAAGAUGCUAUUAACGUGGAACGCCUUCUGCACACCAUAUACAGUCCUGCUAAUGUUUACUGUAUCCAUUAUGACCAAAAAUCUUCUUCCAAAUUCAAGAAAGCCAUGAUGAACCUAGCCGACUGCUUCCCAAAUGUCUUUAUCGCAUCAAAGCUUGAGACAAUAAUUUAUGCCCACAUUUCAAGACUACAAGCUGAUCUGAACUGUUUGUCUGAUUUGCUGAAGUCGCCUGUACAGUGGAAAUAUGCCAUCAAUCUGUGUGGACAGGACAUGCCACUGAAAUCAAAUUAUGAACUUGUUUCAGAGUUGAAAAAGCUUAAUGGAAAGAAUAUGCUGGAGACCUCACGACCGACAGAUAUAAAAAAAAGUCGCUAUACACACCAUCAUGAGGUCAGGUAUGUGGUAAGUCUUGAUUAUGUAAAGAUGCCAGUCAAAACUUCCAUUGAAAAAUCACCACCCCCCCAAGGUAUUGAAAUGUACUCGGGAAGUGCCUAUUUUGUAUUAAGCCGUCCAUUUAUUCAGUUUGUUUUUGAUUCACCUCUAGUUCCAGAAUUUUUAGAAUGGAGUAAAGACACUUUUUCUCCAGAUGAACAUUUUUGGGCAACACUACAUCGGGUGCCAGGAGCACCAGGGGGACUUUCAAGGACAGAUGGAGAAGUUACAGAUCUUGAUAGCAAAACACGGCUAGUGAAAUGGAGCUACCUUGAGGAAACUCACUACCCACCUUGCACUGGAACUCAUGUACGAAGUGUGUGUAUUUAUGGGGCGCCUGAACUACGAUGGCUCCUUAAAUCGGGACAUUGGUUUGGAAAUAAGUUUGACCCAAAAAUAGACCCUAUUUUAAUCAAAUGCUUGAUUGAGAGGAUUGAAGAACAGCAAAAGGAAUGGGUUUACUUGUCAUUAAGAUGACUUUUUGUGAUGUUACUAUUUAUGAAUUUAUGUUUCUAGCUUAAGGAAAUGUGGCUUCUCACAAACUAUUUAUUAAAGAAUGAUGACUCUUCUCAAAAGUAUUAAAGGGAACAUGCCAUCAGUGUCAUGCCUCCCGAACCAUAACCAUGGUUCAGGCAGCAUCAAACUGAUAACAGGUUUCUUUUAAAGAAUUAGGGCUUUAUUCACUUAUGUAUUUUUUUAUAUGGACAUCCACUAAAUUUUAUCUUUCCAAUUUUACAACAGGUCUCACAUAUCAAAAUUGCCUAACAGAAAAACUAGCCUUGUUGCCCUUGUUGCAACCAAUCAUGCAGUAGUUUUCAUUUUUGUAUUGUAGUCUUAAGAACAUCAUAUGUUGUUGUUGUGUGCCUUUUAAACAAUUAUUAUAGAAUUAUAUUAUUAUUAUUAUUAUUAUGGUAGGCACUAGGUGGCCUGGAUUUUCUAGGUAUCUUAGCAAAAUAGCAGUUGAUAAAUAUUCCUGAGGGGUUUUUCUCAUUGGUCGAUCUACUGAUUCUGAUUGGUCAGACCCCUUGCUGCAACUUAACCCUUUAGACUAAAAGGGGUUAUUCAGGUUUUAUUACCUUUUCACUAUUGUGCCUGUGAUGCCUGGGGGGAACCCUUUUUUUGGACUUCUUGGUUCCCCCCCAGUUUAACAUUUCUCAGAGCUCAAGACAACAGCUGAUUACAAGGGGCUUGCCUUCUUCUUGUCUUCCCUGACAUGCCAGCCCCCUGAUGAUGCUGUGUCGACGUUUAAUGCGUCACCCAUGGUCUACAGACUGCUGAGAUCAGAUGACAGCAGGGGAUGCAUUGAAUGUCAGCGUGCCAGCACGUACUGCUGGACUGCACAUGUCAUCAGGUGGCUGGCUUGUCAGGGAGGAUAAGAACAAGCCAAGCCCCCUGUGAUCAGCUGUUGUCUUCAGCCAAACAGGAUCCAGGGAAGGCUUGAAACAACAGUCAUCCAGAUACCGGAGAAAUUCUGAUCCUUGGAUAGGGGACCAUGAAAUAACAAAAAAAGGGGUCAAUUCACCCCACACAUGAAUGGCAAGUAAAGCACUUAGGCAUAACUUGGCAUCACAGACACAAUAGUGAAAAGUAAAAAAAAACGCAGUUUUGAUAAAGAGUCCCAAUAUAUACACUUUCCCCUUGGAAUCCAUAUUGAAAGUAAUGACUUCCAAUGGUAAUUAUAAAGAUAUAUAUGUGUGUGUAUAAAUCAUGCUACAGAUCACUCUCCCUCUAUCCCACACAAAACUGACCACUUGGUGCAGGGUAACGUAAUUACAGCUGAUAAUUGGGAAUCCCAGCAGCAAGACAGCCUGUGAUCAGCUAUAGUAACAAAGAUUCAUAUAGCAAAAGAAUUAUUGUCCAAAAUAGAAGAACCCUUAUAUGUAUAUUUGUAAUAUACAUUGGUUAAAAAAAUUGUAUAUUUUUGUCCCUGCAACUAUUGUCUGUGUGUCUCUGUGAGGAGACCAAAUACAGGAAGUGUAGGUGGACAAGCAGGGCUCUGUGCACUGAGGACAAGCAGGGCUCUGUACACUGAGGACAAUCAGGGCUCUGUACACUGAGGACAAUCAGGGCUCUGUACACUGAGGACAAUCAGGGCUCUGUACACUGAGGACAAGCAGGGAUCUGUACACUGAGGACAAGCAGGGAUCUGUACACUGAGGACAAGCAGGGCUGUAUACACUGAGGACAAGCAGGGCUGUAUACACUGAGGACAAGCAGGGCUGUAUACACUGAGGACAAGCAGGGCUGUAUACACUGAGGACAAGCAGGGCUCUGUAUACACUGAGGACAAGCAGGGCUCUGUACACUGAGGACAGGCAGGGCUCUGUACACUGAGGACAGGCAGGGCUCUGUACACUGAGGACAGGCAGGGCUCUGUACACUGAGGACAGGCAGGGCUCUGUACACUGAGGACAAGCAGGGCUCUGUACACUGAGGACAAGCAGGGAUCUGUGCACUGAGGAAAAGCAGGGUUCUGUACACUGAGGACAAGCAGGGCUCUGUACACUGAGGACAAGCAGGGAUCUGUGCACUGAGGAAAAGCAGGGUUCUGUACACUGAGGACAAGCAGGGAUCUGUACACUGAGGACAAGCAGGGUCUGUUCACUGAGGCUUUGUAACUCGCUCCAGGCUCACACAACAGGAUGAUUGACAAGCCAGGAGCCUGUAGAGAGCCCUGCUCUUCCCGCCAUCACUUCCUGUAUUUGGACUCCUCACAGAGAUACACAGGGAAUAGCUGCAGAGACAGCAUUUUUUCACCCAAAAAUAUACACAUUUUUUAAUUGAUGUAUGUUACAAACAUACACAUAAUAGUAUUAUCUACAUUAUAUGAAACGUUUUUGUUAACGACAGGUACACCUUAACUAAGAUUAAAAAGGGUUACAGACACAUCUUUGUAGGACAACUCCAACUGGACAUAGGGCUUUAUUAUGCUAUAGCUUUUUGAUAUCUGACCUGCACUCUGCAAUGUGAUGGACUAUGUUUGCCAAUUAUUUUCUUCCUCUAGUUGCUUUUACUAUUUUUCUAAUGUUAUUGUCAUUUAAAACAGACAUGUCAGGCAUAUCAAAAGUUGAGAUUGCACUGGAUCUCACUCUUGAGACCCGCUGCGAUUAUGAGUCAAGUUCCUAGCACCAAGCGCUAUUCCCCGGCUGGAAGAUUCAACCUUUUCAUUGCAUAAACUUAUGCAGAGAAAACAUCGGAUUUGAGUGACAGCCAGGGUGUGAGGCAUGCACUACUGCGUACUUACCAAUAGUUACCGUCUGUAACUUGUGAACGCAACAUGACUUAGGAGUAAGAUCCGAUCCGAUCUCAACUUUUAACAUGUCUGAGCAACGUGUCAAUAGUUGUUUUAAAUGACAGCAACACUUCAAUUACUUUUUGCUGAGAUCUAGUCUUUCAAAAGGUAAUUUCAGAUGGAAGCACUAUUCUGAGCACGGGAAGUUGUUCCAUUUGUACUGCACUAAGGAAUGACUUUGGGCUUCAUUACCCCUGACUGCAGUUAUAUGUAUUGGAAUGUAAUGGUAUACAAUCAUCAGGGUGAAGUCCUGGGGGAAAAAAAGUGUGAGAACUCACCCAAGACUUCCACUCAAGGGCUGGUCCUGCAGGAUUUCUGUUAAUGGGAACAGUGUUCCUGCUGUGCAAAAAGUGCAGGAACUUAGUUCCCAAGCAUUCCUGUAGGACUUGAGCCCUGACAAUCAUCCACUUUCCUUUCUCCAACACAAGUAUAUUCACCAAAUGUGUUAACUCCAUCACUGCAAAGGCCAGUAAUUUCACUUCAAUAUUCAAUGCACUGAUGUACAGAUUUUGCUAUUAUGUUUCAAUUUUUUUUUGUGCCAAAGCAAAACUCAGGAUGAUUGUAAAUGGCUAUAGACAUUUGAUCUUUUUGGACACUUGCUUGUGUGGACUGAUGUGCGCUUGAGCUAUAACUACACUCCUUUGGUUUGAGUGACAUAUCUAUGGUUGCUUUCACAUUAUAUAAUUUCUCCAUUUUAAAGACCCGUUAUAAUGUUCCGUUAAGGAAACCCUUAAAACCGUCCAUUAAACGGCCGUUGCAAAAUCCCAUACGGCCAUUACAAAAUCCCAGUCAAGUCUAUGGGAUUUUGUGAUUAGCAGUUAGGACUCAUUAAUUCCGUUAUGAAUAACGGACGUUAUUUUGUAACGGGAGAAAAAACUGUACAUGCCCUAAUUUUCUCCCGUCACAAAAUAACAUACGUUAUUCAUAACGGCAUUAACGGGUCCUAACGGCUAAUCACAAAAUCCUAUAGACUUGACCAUUUAACAGCCGUUUUUAAGGGUUUCCUUAAAGGAACAUUAUAAUGGGUCUUUAAAAUGGAGAAAUUAUAUAGUUUGAUCUAAUCUAGUAACUUGGUGACCAGUCAUAAACUAUAGGGACAGUAUUAGGUAACUCUCAUUGUGUCUGUCUCUGUGAUUGUUCUUUUUUCAGACUUACCAAAACCAGGUUGUAUACUCAAUCCUAUUUUUGUUUUGUUUUGUUUUGUUUUGUUUUUUUAUUAGUAGGCAACACUGAAAGUCACCUUUUGUAUAGGAUAAGUGUCUUAGUACUCUGGGAAAUUUCCAGAAACUGCUUAACUAGAUAAAGACCUUUAAUUAUUAAUUGAGAUGCAAAUUAUGCCAGCCUUUUAUACAAUUAGAUUUUGUCCAAGUGCUUAAAGAUAAAGUUAUUAUUAUUAUUAUUAUUAUUAAUAAUAAUAAUAAUAAUUGUUAGGGGUCACAGCACAUUUCCUUUGGGUGCUAUGUGAAGGAUUUCAUAUCUUCUGUUAUUAUAUAUUUUUCAAAUAUUCAGCUAUUAGUGUAUAACAAUGAGCAUAUAUAAGGCAGAAGUUAAUAAAACAAUGGUGCCAUUUAUGCCUUUGGUGACACUGUAAUGAUGUUAUUCAGCAUUAUUAGUUGAGAUACAAAUGAUGCCAGCCUUUUAUACAAUUAGAUUUUGUCCAAGUGCUUGAAUAUACCUAUUUGUCCAGUGACAAGAAAAGGUGAAAUCCAGAAGUGAUCUUCUGACAUAUUUUAGAUGAUCACAUGUACUUUGACCCCCAUCAAUUUUCCAAAAGGCCCGGUGCUUGAAAAUGUUCAAGAGAGGGAAUUGAGUGGGAGUGGACAGGGUUCUAAUUUAGGGACCUCCUCCAAUGUGCUACCUAAUGUCAUCAGAACUCCCUAACUUCUGUAUCUAAAGGACAAUUGAUAAGCCUUUCCAUUACCAUGUUAUUGCAGCAUUAUAUGAAAAACUAUGAAAAGUCCCCCAAAAAGAUGAGAGAGGCUGGGUAUUUUGGUCAUUAUUUAUAGGAGUGGAACCAAUACAGAAAAAACUAUAAUGGAAAUAUUUGCACCUUAUUCUGUGUUUUGGACCCACUUCUGGUUUGGGAUGAAAAUACUAACCAAAAUACUGACCAAAACUAUUUGUGUAAACCCUGCCUAAAGCUGGACCUAAGCAUGAGAUAGCUGUUGGCCAAAUGCUCAAUGACAGCUGUGUCUCCCACUGCCCCAUAUGCAUGUAUGUUUGGCUUGGCUAAGUGUGCAUAUUUUUAGUAGAAAGAUGGGGCAAGCUUUUGCCAGACACCUCUGGUGGCAGCUUAUGUCUCUAAGAACCAAACGGAUCAGGCAGUUCAAAUCCAAUUGUUCAACAUAAUAUUUUCUGACAUCUGCUAUCAGGGAGUCGGGAGGCCACCAUACACAUUAGAUGAUUUGCUGGCCCUGCCCAAAGGCUGCUUAGCAAAGCAAACACUGUAUGGUAGACGACAAUAUGGCACAAAUUGCUCAUUAAUAGUCACUUGUUGACAAUUGUCUGCAGUGCAAGGUAACUGGUCCAACAUUGAGAACAAGAAAAGCAUUGUAAACAAGGAGACCAAGACUGUUCCUAAGGUCUAGUGACUCUUUUCUCCUGAACGUAUACCGAGGGCCCGGGACAGGCUGCCAACAUAAUUACUUGCUUUUUUUUUUAAAUACAUAUUUAUCAUGUUCUCACAUGAAGCAGGAAAAUGGUAUAAAACUAAUUAUAUAGCAACCAUUGUUUGAAGCACAUGGCUGCCUCAUGGGUGCUAGAACUAUUUUUAUAGAGCCUAUUUGAAUAAGUUAUAAAAGUCUAGUAAAUGGUCACAAGACACUUGCACACAUUGCACUGUGAUAGUGAAAACUUUGCACUUUAGUUGUAUUUUGAGCACAUUAGGGCAGAUUUAUUAAAACUGUCUAAAAGAAAAACUGUCUUAAUUACCUAUAGCAACCAAUUACAGUGCAACUUACCAGAGCAGUUUAUGAAUUAAGCUCUGACUGGUUACUAUGGGCAUUUUUUUUGUUUUAGGCAGCUUUGAUAAAGGAGGCCUAGCUAACAUAGGAAAGUAAAAGUACUGUGGAAAGAAUCCAAGGGGAAGUUUUUACUCAUAACAGGAAUUUACACAUAUCCUCUUUUUGCCUGAAAACGUCAUUGUUAACCUAUCAUCUUAGAUAUGGCCAGAACGCACACCAAAGACAUACAUUUAGAGUGUUUUCUUUAGCAACAAUGGGGCUACUAUAGUGUUUUACAUGUAACGGCGAUUGAGGCCUUUAAG
This is a messenger RNA of Hyla sarda, 7929 nucleotides long. RefSeq names its product glucosaminyl (N-acetyl) transferase 4 (gene GCNT4). NCBI's taxonomy places the organism in Eukaryota, Metazoa, Chordata, Amphibia, Anura, Hylidae. Gene Ontology annotation, cellular component: membrane. The record is from RefSeq and is a predicted model, not a curated record. The transcript is spliced from 5 exons. Bases 530 to 1849 code for a protein of 439 amino acids. Gene Ontology annotation, molecular function: acetylglucosaminyltransferase activity.